Molecule: messenger RNA, 1035 nt
Organism: Trypanosoma grayi
Lineage: Eukaryota; Euglenozoa; Kinetoplastea; Trypanosomatida; Trypanosomatidae
Product: putative nucleotide binding protein
Exons: 1
Coding region: 1-1035 (344 amino acids)
Cellular component (GO): cytoplasm
Source: RefSeq, a predicted model, not a curated record
AUGAACGACGAUGAGUGUCCAGAGCUCAUUACCGCCAAGGUUCCCGUGACGAUCCUGACCGGCUUCCUAGGCAGCGGAAAGACGACUCUGCUGCACUACGUGCUGUCCGCCGAGCAUAACCUGCGUAUCGCCGUCAUCGUGAACGAGUUUGAGUUUGGCAAAACGAUCGAGAAGGGUCUCACUCUUAAGAGCUCGCAGAAGCCGGACGACGAGUGGCUGGAGCUCAACAACGGCUGCAUGUGCUGCACAGCCCAGACGCAGACAGUGAAGGCGCUGGAGAGCCUCAUGCUGCGCAAGGGCACCUUCGACCUCGUGCUUGUGGAGACGUCGGGGCUCGCCGACCCCGCACCAGUCGCCGCAAUGUUCUGGCAGGAUGAGGCGCUGUGCGGCUCGCUCUACCUCGCCGGCAUCCUCACGCUCGUGGACGCGAAGAACAUCUGCAAGUACCUCAAUGACCCGGAGGUGUCGUCCGAGGCGGCGCGGCAGAUCCUCAUGGCAGACCGCGUCGUGCUGAACAAGUGCGACAUCGCGACGGAGGAUGAGCAGGGACAGGCGCUGGCCGAGGUGAGGCGCAUCAACCCCGUGGUGCAAGUGAUGCACGCGUCAUACUCGAGGCUGGAAAACCUCCGGGAGAUUCUCUUUCUCAACACCACGCAACGUAUCAUGGAAUUGGAGCACCUCCACCGCGGCGCCCCAUCGAGCAUUACAGCCGUUCCGCUGGAGUUCUAUGAGCAACCGAAUUUUUUGGUUGUCCGUGACAUGAGUGAGGUGGACUUGAUCUGUAGAGAUCUGCUCUACAAGGAACACGACCCGCCGUUUGAGGUGGUACGAUGCAAGGCGGCGCUGUGGAUGAAGAAGGAAGACCAGUAUUCGCUCCUGCAGCUGCAGACGAUUGGGGAACUCUUUGAUGUGACGCCGAUGGAGGGACAGAGUGUCCCGCUAGGUUGCUCGCGGGCACUGAUUCUCGGUAAGCGACUCGAUAAGGAUGUGCUUCGGGGUAUUUUCCUUCGGUACAUGCGGAGUGGGGUGGACUAA